UUCUCUUCAGUAGUAAUUAUGAAAUUAUCUUGUUGAGUCACUUCGAUAUCUAUCAAAAGCCUUCAAAAAACUGAGAUAAUAGUAUUAAUUAUCAUCGGCUGUGAUCUAUUGGCAAUGAGCUUGCAGUUGUUGUUCUAUCGUUGUUGCUUUAAUGGGUAGUCGUUUUCGUUUUUUGCUGUUUCCAGCAUUCUUUUACAAACGGAAUUAUCUUCAAGUGUUGCAAAUGCCUGACAAGAAAGCGCUCACACACAACUCUGCGAUGCAAGAUAAAUACGUGAAUAUCGCUGAAAUUCCCACGCGGAUCCUCACAUUGGGCAAAUGGAUCGAAGAACCUUUCGACGCUGCAAAGGAAAAGGAAAUCGUGCUCGUAAUAACGGGAAAUCCAGGCGUUCCGGGAUUUUACACGGCUUUCAUUACGACGCUGUACCAACAAUUGGGUCGAAAAUUGCCCGUUUGGAUAAUCGGGCAUGCGGGUCACGAAGAACCCGACGGAAAAUUGCGCGAAAAAGUCCCUCAGCUGUCGGGAAAUGAGCAUCGUUACGACUUGGCGGGACAACUUGCGCACAAAAUUGACUUUUUCAAGCAAUUCGUGCCGGAACACGUCAAAAUUCACCUCAUCGGGCACUCAGUUGGCGCCUGGACCAUCUUGCAGUUGCUCAAACGCGAAGAAAUCCGCAAACAAGUGCAUCAUUGUUAUCUCUUGUUUCCGACAAUCGAACGAAUGAAAAUUUCGCCUGCCGGUAAAAUCUUCACGGAACGCAUCGAACGAGCGCGAUUUUAUUCGAAAAUUUUCUAUCUCAUCGGAUUCUUGCCAUACGCCGUGCGACGAUACAUCAUCAAUCAUUACAUCCAAAAGUGGAAUUUGCCGGAUGCGUAUCUCGAUGCGGCUCUCAAAGUCGCCAACGAACGUGUUCUUGCUCGAAUUUUGCACAUGGGACAGGAUCAAGUCGAUAAUGUGUACGACUUGGAGGUCGAUUGGAUCAAAAAGAACAAAGAAAUCCUCAAAUUUUAUUAUGGGACGACAGAUCAUUGGUGUCCAACGUCAUAUUAUUACGAUUUGUUGGAGAAAAUCCCCGAAAUUGACGCACAAUUGGAUGAACUUGGCAUGGCUCAUGCCUUUAAUGUCAGAAAAGGACCUGAAAUGGCAGCUAUUUGUGCAGAAUGGAUCAAAAAUAACGGAGUUAAAGGAGAAGAAACAGAUUUAAAGGAUAUUUUAAUGGUUACGGAACAAAAUUGAAUUAGUAAUUGUAGCUUUUUACGUGUUAAGCAAUAAAAGUAUUGACAAUGUUAGAUUUUUAAAAGGGAUUUUUGCUUUGCCGGCGAUGUGAAAUUUACUGUAAUGUAGAAAAUUUUAAGAGAAAAAAAUUUAAAAAUUAAAAUAAAAUUGA
Molecule: messenger RNA, 1388 nt
Organism: Culicoides brevitarsis
Lineage: Eukaryota; Metazoa; Arthropoda; Insecta; Diptera; Ceratopogonidae
Product: lipid droplet-associated hydrolase-like
Exons: 1
Coding region: 152-1237 (361 amino acids)
Biological process (GO): lipid storage
Cellular component (GO): lipid droplet
Molecular function (GO): lipase activity
Source: RefSeq, a predicted model, not a curated record